Molecule: messenger RNA, 1526 nt
Organism: Conger conger (European conger)
Lineage: Eukaryota; Metazoa; Chordata; Actinopteri; Anguilliformes; Congridae
Gene: mul3
Product: mitochondrial ubiquitin ligase activator of nfkb 1-A
Exons: 5
Coding region: 333-1154 (273 amino acids)
Biological process (GO): protein ubiquitination; organelle organization
Molecular function (GO): ubiquitin-protein transferase activity
Source: RefSeq, a predicted model, not a curated record
AGCAGCAGUUCUGCAGACAGAAACGCCUUGUUAAUGAGAGAGGUCAGAGGAAAAAGCAGAAGAGCAUCUCUCUCUGAACACAACGCAUUCUAACUCUUAAGUGGAUAGGCGACAGCAGCAUUAAUGUUCUUUGGGUGUAUUUGAUUUCCACGUGACUUGAUUCAUCUUGCUAAACAGACUGGUCUGGCAACCGUGAGCCGUGAACGCGGCGUGUUCCUGUUGUAAUCAACCUUGGUGGUUUUUGGAAUGAAAGUGAAAGCGAUUUAUCUGGGUGAUCGAAUUUGUAGGCAAGCUACUUAUCCUGUAAAUUAUAGAAACAGAUUGUAUUCACGAUGGAUGGAACCAGCUCCCAAACCAUGGUCUUAAUAGGUGGUUCUAGUUGUUUAUUUUCGUACCUGUUUUACAGCUUAUACCAAAGUAAGAAACUGGAAAUAGAAAAAAUUAAGGAAAUCCCAAAAUAUCAGCCCAAUGAAGAGUUGUUAAGAAGAGUAAAAGCGUCACCACAGAGGCGGUUGGCAUAUGCUGCAGUGGAAGGAUCGGUACAGCCGGAUGGUAACCCUUUGGCCAGUCAGUAUAUCCCACGAUGCUUUGCCGUGGUACAGAAGGUGCAAGUGGAGGAGACUUGGGAAGUGUGGAAUCAAAGAUCGGGGACGUGGUAUCGCAGGAAGAUGAACUCAAAGGAAUCAAAUAACAUGGUACCCUUCCACCUGGAGUGUCCAGGGGCCUUCACCAGCAAGAUGGCAGUGAAGGUCCAAUCACCCCUGGAGGCUGUGGGGCCUUACCUGGAGCAGGUGCACUAUAGAAUAAAGUACGCAAAGGAUGGACUGGUGGACUUUGUGCUGAAUGAGCUGGUGGGGGAGAAGCCAUUUUGCAUUGAGGAGAAGGAGGAGAUUCUUCGCGUGGGGACCACAUUGACAGGCUUUGGGGAGGUCGUCUUGCAGCAGGGCAACGUGCUAAUACUGCAGCCCCCCACGAAUGGACAGCCCUAUCUCCUCUUCCCGACCAACUACCAAGGCUACCUGCAGUCGCACCAAGACACAGCCACUAUGUGGAAAGUGUUUACAGCCGUCUGCGGCAUUGCAGGAGCCACACUGAUAUUCUGGGCCCUCUACAGGGAGUACCAGAAAUAUCAAAGGAAGAGGGGUAGGAAUUAGGAGAGGGAGCAUGUACUCAAGUAAACGAGAGGCUAGCCUAUGCCAGAGAAGAUGCUCUGCAAUGCCUUUGCAGGUCUGCUCAGUAAACACUACAACCAAUCAGCUUGGAAUCAUAUGAUUCCAAAUUCACAAAAACAUGGGAAAUUCAUGUAGGCUCAGUGACUUGAAUCAUGUCUGCACUCAACCUCUGCACUCUCCACAAUGUACUGGGCAAAUGUUUUUUACAAUUCUGAAAUCGCUACUUAACAAAUUCAAUUUUUAUGGUUAUUGGAAUAUAUAAGGGUUUCUGGGUAGGCCUACACUGAUUCCAGUUGAGGUCAAAUACCUUCUGAAAGUAUUUUGUCUGAAAAUCUAUAAAACCAAAAUGAAUAA